AUGUCACACCCCACCACAUCAUUCAACCUUUAUCUCUGCGGCCCUUCACUCAGCUCGACAGGCUUCCCACACGAGGGUGGUCGCACCUACGAUCUCGUCAAAGACUUACUUAGAUCAGAGCUCAAAGGCCACAUUAUCUUCAAGGCUGACCUGAACAUUAAGGACAAUGCUAGCCUUUUCCACCAACUCGUUCCCGAAUCUUCAUUGAAGACCAGACAUAUCGAACAGAUCAAAUAUUACGGUCGAACUAAUGGACCACCGGUAUAUCUUCAGGGCGCGUGGAACUUCAAUCGCAAAAAAAGGCCUAAACUCACCGAUCAGAACAACGACUCUGGGUCAGGCGACUCGGAUGAUGAAUCUGGUACCAGCACAGAUAUUGUUGACACAGAUGCUGAGGCCUUGGAUUCUGAACAUUCAGGGAUAAUCUCCCAGGACAUGGACGGCACCUGGAGUUAUGAUGAAUAUGAUGGCACUGCAGAACCAGGAUCGAAGAGGGGACACCCUUACAAUGCACAAAAGCCCGAUGUCGCUUUAUUCUAUUACAAGAGUAAAGCUUACGAGAAAACAUGGACAGACGUCCUGAGCUUUGUCGAGCAUACGACCUCUGACUUCAGCAAGAGGUGUGACUUAGGACCCUGGCGUCACUUCAUCCUCUCAUUCUCUAUCUGUGCAGAACAGCUUCGUGCCCAUUAUUGCGACCGCUCAGGCCUCAUCAUAACUCUUCCAACUCCCAUCCAAUCCUCACCCUCUUGUGUUGCUGAUGCAAUAGCUGCUCUCUCAUUAGGAGAUCUGAGUCUCUUGGGUCUCGACCCCACAAUCCAUAUGUGCAUCCCUUCUUGCAAGGGUACUCACACCAACCUAGUAGCGGGGGUGAUUGGUUGGGUAACUAACAAUUCUAAUAACAGGUACUCGAUUAUGGCUGUUCUGUGGAAGAGCCAGGGUCUAUUUUGUCAUGGAAUGGCUUGCUACCGCGUCUGGGAUCCUGUAGAUGGGAAGGAGUACGCAAUGAAAGAUUGUUGGGUCGCUGAGGCAAAGAGAUACCAUGAAGUGGAUGUCCUUGAGAGGGUCAAGGGCAUCCCUAAUGUGGUCUAA
Messenger RNA from Suillus plorans, 1092 nucleotides. RefSeq lists its product as uncharacterized. Bases 1 to 1092 code for a protein of 363 amino acids. Lineage: Eukaryota; Fungi; Basidiomycota; Agaricomycetes; Boletales; Suillaceae. The transcript has 3 exons. The record is from RefSeq and is a predicted model, not a curated record.